AUGACUGUGGCUGAAGGAUUACAUGACUCGUCCUCCGAGAGCGGCAGCGGCAACGGCCUGCCCGCCCUGACCCCGCCCUCCUCCGCCGUGACGGACGGCGCCAUCGUCAGGGAAACGGAGGUCGUCAACGGCAACGGCGGCCCCGCCCCGCUGGACUUCAGCACCCCGACCUCGUCCUCGUCCUCGUCGGAGGACCAGCAGCCGAUGAACCUGAGCGACGCGCCGCCGCAGCGCCUGUCCGCCUCCCACCUGCCCGUCACCGUGUCGGCGGCGGCGGCGGCGCUGCUCGGCGCGCUGCACCCCAACGCCCCCGAGGAGCUGCGCAGGAAGUACCCGCUGGCCGCCAAGCCGCCGCUUCCGCCGCAUCCGGCGCUGCCGCUCCCUCUACCGCACGCGCACGCCGCCCACAGCGCGCACACCCCCAACACACACGCGCACUCCGGAGAGCUGCGACUGGACCGAGACGGCCGCGACUACGGAGGCAAGUCUCCACAGUUCAGCUCCGGCGGCAGCUACGACAGCGUGAAGAUGGACCUGAGCGCCGAGGACCUGACCAUGGGUCGCCACGGCAGCCAGGUCGCCCCCGACGACGACGACGACGAUCACGACGACCACGACGACAACGACAAGAUCAACGACACCGAGGGCGUCGACCCCGAGAGAUUAAAGGCCUUCAACAUGUUUGUGCGUCUGUUCGUGGACGAGAACUUGGACCGGAUGGUUCCCAUCUCCAAGCAGCCCAAGGAGAAGAUCCAGGCCAUCAUCGAGUCCUGCAGCAGACAGUUCCCCGAGUUCCAGGAGCGAGCUCGCAAACGCAUCCGCACCUACCUCAAGUCCUGCCGGCGCAUGAAGAAGAACGGCAUGGAGACCCGCCCGACUCCGCCUCACCUCACCUCGGCCAUGGCUGAGAACAUCCUGGCGGCCGCCUGCGAGAGCGAAUCACGCAACGCCGCCAAGAGGAUGCGCCUUGAAGCCUACCACGAUGAGCAGAUCUCUCUGGACAAGCCGUCCGGCGGCGGCAGCGGCGGCGGUCUGAGGGAGCCGGCGUCGCUCGCCCACUCGGCCUACUCGCUGGCCGCCUCGGCCUUCUCCUCCCAGGACACCCAGCUCUACAUCAACGGCGCCGGCCUCAGCUACGGUUACCGUGGAUACCCGGGCCUGGGCGCCGCCAUGCAACAUCCCGUUUCCCUGACGACCGGCACCGCUGCUCAGAGCAACGGCCCCACAGACCUCAGCAUGAAGUCCCUCUCCUCCGCCAACAUCGCCAACUCCGCCGCCGCCGCCGCCGCCAACAGCCUGGGUGGGCGGGGCAGCGGCGGCGCCGGAGGGGGCGGGGCCUCCACCCAGCUCAGCCAACCGGAGAUCACGGCCGUGCGCCAGCUGAUCGCCGGCUACCGGGAGUCGGCCGCCUUCCUGCUGCGCUCGGCGGACGAGCUGGAGAACCUCAUCCUGCAGCAGAACGUGAUGGAGGUGACGGAGGUGAUGGAAGUGACGGAGGUGAUGGAGGUGAUGGAGGUGAUGGAGGUGACGGAGGUGACGGAGGUGAUGGCGGUGAUGGAGGCUCCUCGCCAUCUUCUCCUCAUCUGGGAACAAUCACCAUUAAAAGCUCAGUCUGCAGGAACAAAGUCCGGCUUCAUGCCUUCGACCCGCCCGACUCCGCCUCACCUCACCUCGGCCAUGGCUGAGAACAUCCUGGCGGCCGCCUGCGAGAGCGAAUCACGCAACGCCGCCAAGAGGAUGCGCCUUGAAGCCUACCACGAUGAGCAGAUCUCUCUGGACAAGCCGUCCGGCGGCGGCGGCAGCGGCGGUCUGAGGGAGCCGGCGUCGCUCGCCCACUCGGCCUACUCGCUGGCCGCCUCGGCCUUCUCCUCCCAGGACACCCAGCUCUACAUCAACGGCGCCGGCCUCAGCUACGGUUACCGUGGAUACCCGGGCCUGGGCGCCGCCAUGCAACAUCCCGUUUCCCUGACGACCGGCACCGCUGCUCAGAGCAACGGCCCCACAGACCUCAGCAUGAAGUCCCUCUCCUCCGCCAACAUCGCCAACUCCGCCGCCGCCGCCGCCGCCAACAGCCUGGGUGGGCGGGGCAGCGGCGGCGCCGGAGGGGGCGGGGCCUCCACCCAGCUCAGCCAACCGGAGAUCACGGCCGUGCGCCAGCUGAUCGCCGGCUACCGGGAGUCGGCCGCCUUCCUGCUGCGCUCGGCGGACGAGCUGGAGAACCUCAUCCUGCAGCAGAACUGAUUCUGGCGGGAAAAACACACACACUUAACACACACACACACACACACACACACACACUUCCUGUUCUGUUUAUUUUGUCCACCACACCUCCUCUUGUUUUCGCUCCUUGAAUCUGGGCGUUUCCCCUCCUCUGCCUUCUCUUCGGGAAACUUUUAUUUUGAAGGAAGCGUGGAAACGGAGCGACUAAUCCCUCGAUCCACCGAUUCUGCCUGAGGACAAAUCUGAACGACCACAAUGAUUAGAAAAAAGGAAAAAAACAAAAAAAAAAAGGAGGAAUCUUCUUCUUCUUCUUCUGCGGAAGCACCUCACAAUCAGCGACGAAGACGAGGAGCGAAGACGACGGCGGGUUGUUGAUUCUGCUGCUGUGGGUUCAGAAAAGAACAUUUAAAAUUUAAAAAAACAAAACUUUCUUUUUCCUGUGAAGCUCGGGGAGUUUUGAGCAUCAUCCUAACAAAUUAAAAAAUAGUAAAUCCCACAGA
Messenger RNA from Stegastes partitus (bicolor damselfish), 2720 nucleotides. RefSeq lists its product as uncharacterized. The transcript has 11 exons. Bases 1 to 2241 code for a protein of 746 amino acids. NCBI's taxonomy places the organism in Eukaryota, Metazoa, Chordata, Actinopteri, Pomacentridae. The record is from RefSeq and is a predicted model, not a curated record.